AUGCCACCCAUCUCAGAUCCAAAUCCAGAUCCGGCCAGAGUGGCCAGCGGAACAACUGGUGGUGCUUUAAAUUCAAGGAUAAAUCCAUCCCCACAGCCACAUGAUCCACCAGCAACAUCUUCCAACCCUACUGAUACUAUUAGAUAUAAUGAAUGCCUAAAGAAUCAUGCUGCAAGUGUAGGAGGUCAUGUUUUAGAUGGAUGUGGAGAUUUCACGCCCAGUGGAGAAGAGGGCACCCCAGAAGCCUUAAGAUGUGCUACUUGUGAUUGCCACCGGAGUUUCCAUCGAAGAGAGGCCGACGGAGAGCCACAAACUGGCAUGUCUCACUACUACACAUACAAUCCCAACUUCAGCAAUAACAAUAUCCAUAGGAACCCGUUAUUUCCUCUGCAGAAUCAGCAUUUUACUUGA
Olea europaea var. sylvestris is the source of this 411-nucleotide messenger RNA. RefSeq names its product mini zinc finger protein 2-like. The record is from RefSeq and is a predicted model, not a curated record. Bases 1 to 411 code for a protein of 136 amino acids. Gene Ontology annotation, molecular function: transcription cis-regulatory region binding; DNA-binding transcription factor activity. NCBI's taxonomy places the organism in Eukaryota, Viridiplantae, Streptophyta, Magnoliopsida, Lamiales, Oleaceae. The transcript has a single exon. Gene Ontology annotation, cellular component: nucleus. Gene Ontology annotation, biological process: regulation of developmental process; regulation of DNA-templated transcription.